This is a messenger RNA of Rubroshorea leprosula, 5029 nucleotides long. Lineage: Eukaryota; Viridiplantae; Streptophyta; Magnoliopsida; Malvales; Dipterocarpaceae. The record is from the annotation of a GenBank genome assembly.
ACAUCAUCUUAAAAUCUCUACGAUACGAACAUGUCUGCUAUUGCAACUCCAACUCUGAAUUCCCAGGAAGCUGAUCUUCUAUCUCGAUCUGUCAAACGCAUCAAAGGCGACAGCAACUCCUCUAUUGCUGAGGAGUAUCAAUUAUUUGAAGCUCCUCAAAAACAGCUGUCAUACAGAGAUAUGGUUUAUUCAUCUGAACCUACUGCUAUCCUUUGCGAUAGUUCCAACAGGGAUGAAGCUCUGGAAGAAGACUCAGAUAUGGAGGAUGAUGGGACUAUACCCACUAUCCUCAUAUCUAGAGAAGAAAAGAAAAGAAUCUGCAUGCCUUGGCUUAACUCUCUCAUAAUCAAGGCCUUCGGGACAGAUAAAGCUGGAUAUAAUUUUAUUUUUCCCAGAGUAAAGGCUCAAUGGAAGCCAAGAGGAAAAAUGGACUGUAUUGAUUUGGGUUUGGAUUUCUUUCUUAUCCGUUUCCAUGAGAAAGAGGAUCUUAACCGUGUUCUCCAUGGGGGACCAUGGUUUGUUGGUCCUCAUUUUCUCACAAUUAGAAGGUGGGAACCUUCUUUUGAUCCUGCUAAAGCCACUUUCAAGACCACAGCAAUAUGGGCAAGACUCCCACGCCUUCCUAUUGAGUACUAUGAUGUCCAAAUUCUUGAGAGAAUUGGGAAUAUGCUGGGUACCCCCCUUCGUCUUGACGCACAUACUGUUCAUCAAUCGAGAGGCCAGUAUGCUAGAAUUUGCAUUCAAGUUGACCUUGAUGAACCUCUAGUUCCUUUUGUCCGAAUCGGGAAGCAUAUUCAAAAAGUGCUUUAUGAAGGACCUGCUGCUCUGUGUUAUGCGUGUGGGUGUGUUGGGCAUAAAGAAGAUAAGUGCCCUCUCAAAAUCCCCCACCCGAUGGUUGUCUCUGAGGAUCAAAUUAUUGAAUCCCAAAACUCACAAGGCCCUGUUGAAGGAAACAAAUCCACUGUUUCGGAUAAGAUUUCACUUUCUAUUCCUCCAACACGUGGGAAGACUCCUCCCUCUAAAAGAUCUACUGCCCAAACAACAAACCCACAAAAUGUCAAGAAUAAUCCCCCAGCGAGAUCAACUUCCCCCCGUGCAGUAUCGGAUCAUGGAUCCAGUCACAUUCACCAAGAUCAGCCAUAUGUGGGAGGUUUUGCUGAUCGACGAGAACAACAAGUUUAUUUCACUAGAAGAGGCUCUAACGCUGGUUUCAAGCAAAAAUCCACAUCCGAUCAAGGAUUGGACGUUAGAGACUCUUCAAAGUUGUUGGCUCAAGCCCAUUCUGGUGAUGAAAGGAGUGGAUCCCACCCCUUUUCUUCCUCCUCCAAAGGGUGGGAUUCCACUGCCGUCGGAGCACCUGUCUCCAGAAUCAUGUUUCAUUCAGAGGGUAGUCUGGACAUCCUUGAUGGAGAUAAUAAGAUGGGACGGUUGGUCGGAACCAAUAGCUCCGAAGUUGCUCACAACGCAGGUGCAACACCCAUUCCUAUGUCUAUUCAGGAUGAUAGGAUGCAUGAGGACUGUGCACCUUAUAGUCAGGAAGGAGGAAAUACAGAGCUCCCAGUUCUAAUACAAGCAGAUUGUGCUGCCGUACUACUUCCCAGGACUCAACAUGAUGGUUUUGAACAAGGAGGGCCAGCUAGUGUGGCUCCAAGAACUUGCCAGGUGGAUGAUGACCACCUUCAAGCCAGUGAGGUUGCUGAAGCUUUAGGAUUUUCCAAGAAAGUUAUCGUUGAUGCUGAUGGUCUGGCUGGAGGCAUCUGGCUUCUGUGGGACGACAGGAAAUUCUGUGUGGAUAUUCUGAACAUGAGCCCGCAAGUCAUUCAUGCCAACGUCCAGCAUCCUUAUUACAUCUUCCUCGCGCUUCACUCUGAUCACUGUCCUAUUCUCCUAAGCCUUGAUCAACCAUAUCCAUCCUUAAAUAGGAGACCUUUUAGACUUGAAAAGUUUUGGCUAGAGCACGAAUCUUUUAAAGAUCUUGUUGUUUCUAGUUGGACCUUUGCCAAUUUAUCUAUUGCGGAAUGCUCAGUUGCUUUCCAAAACAUUGUGAAACUUUGGAGUAGAACUACCUUUGACAACCUCCAUAAAAAGAAGAAAGAGCUUAUCGCUCGAUUGGGAGGUAUUCAACGUUUCUUGCAAGCCAAAGAUAGCUCCUUUCGUAUUGAUCUAGAGAAAUCUCUCACUAAAGAGUAUCAAGAUAUUUUAAAGUAUGAAGAGGACAUGUGGUUUAUGAAAUCUCGUGUCCAGUGGAUUCAAAAUGGUGACAGGAACUCUAGAUUUUUCCAUGUCUCUACCUUGAAACGCAGAUCUAAUAACCGUAUUCUAGGUCUAAAGGAUGGUUCUGGCUCUUGGACUUCGGAUCCUUCUUCUCUUGAGAGUAUAGUGUCCUCUCACUUCAAGGGCCUGUAUACCACUUCACUUGCUCAUUCUUUCCAUGACUCAUUCAUUAAUGUUCAUAGUGGUCCUAUUGUGGAUCCUACUUCAUGGCAUAUGUUAAACAUCCCUCCUUUUGAUUCUGAGAUCAAACAAGCUAUCUUUUCCAUGAAACCUUUCAAGGCCCCUGGUCCUGAUGGACUCCAUGUGGCUUUUUUUCAGAAAUUUUGGUUUGUGGUUAAGAAUAAGCUUUGCAAUGAGAUUAGGAAUAUCUUUAAUUCGGGAGUUAUGCCUGAAUCUUGGAGUGCGAGUUUGAUUACUCUUAUUCCUAAAAUCAAUAAGCCAGAUUCUAUUUCUCAGUACAGGCCUAUUGGCCUUUGCAAUGUGUCUUACAAGGUUGUUACAAAAAUUAUUGUCCUUCGCCUUAAAAAGUUUAUAGGAGAUUUGAUAUCUCCUAUGCAAUCUAGUUUUAUACCAGGUCGCAAUGGCAUUGAUAAUGUUACUCUUCUUCGAGAAUUUGUUCAUUCCUUUCAUAAAAAAAAGGGGAACAAAGGUGACAUGAUUGUUAAACUGGAUUUGGAAAAGGCUUAUGAUCGCCUUGAAUGGAGCUUCAUAAAGGAGACCCUCACCUUUUUUAAUUUACCUCCUCUGAUGAUUAAGCUCAUUAUGUCCUGUAUCUCCUCAGCUUCCUUUUCUUGUAUUAUUAAUGGAGGAGUAACAGAGUCAUUCAAACCAUCUCGAGGCCUUAGGCAGGGGGAUCCUUUGUCCCCUUAUCUGUUUAUCCUUUGCCUGGAAUAUCUAUCCUUAAAUCUCCAUCAUGGUACCAAUUCAGGUCUCUGGAAAGGUUCGAAGUUGGGAAAAUCUGGUCCACUAUUCUCCCACCUAUUCUUUGCGGAUGACCUUAUCUUUAUUGGUAAAGCUACAACUUCUAAUGCUCUUUACCUCAAGCAAUUGCUGGAUUUCUUUUGUUUUCGCUCGGGGCAGAGUAUUAAUCAAGAGAAGUCUAAAGUAUUAUUUUCUGUCAAUGUUUAUUCAUCCACUAGACAGGAUAUUUGCCAAAUCCUUUGCUAUGUGGAAACUCUUUUUUUAGGAAAGUAUUUGGGCUUUCCUAUCUCCUCGAGAAAGAUCAAAAAAUUUGAUUGUGGCUUUAUUGUUGACAAAGUUAGAUCUAAGCUUACGGGAUGGAAGGCUAAUAUGCUCUCUCUAGCUGGGAGAGCUACUUUGGUCUCUUCUGUCCUUGCUUCUAUCCCUAAUUACUAUAUGCAAGGUAUGUUCCUUCCUGCAUCUAUCCAGAAUGAGCUUGAUGCUAUCUCUAGAAAUUUUAUUUGGGGUUCUACUUCUGCUAAGAAGAAAGCCAAUUUAGUUCCUGGGAUAGGAUUACUCAACCAAAAAAGGCCGCAUGACCUUAAUAUCACCUUGAAAGAUAUUUUACUUCCUAAUGGUAGAUGGAAUUUGGAUUAUGUUGCCUAUCCUUUACCUCAAGAUAUCAUUCAAAGAAUUGCUGCUACUCCUAUCCAGAGACAUAGUUAUGAGAAAGAUUCCUUUAUUUGGAAUUCAUCUUCGAACGACAAGUUCUCCAUGAAAUCUGCCUACUAUAUGGCCAAGAACAUUCAAUGGUCAAAUGAAGAUGAUUGGUCUUGGAUUUGGAAAGUCAGUACCAUCCCCAAAAUCCAAUAUUUCCUUUGGCUUCUUAUGCAUGGUAGAAUCCUUACUUUUGACACUCUUGCUCAGUGGGGAGUGGUUCAAAACAAUAGAUGCCCCAGGUGUAGCAAUGGACCUGAAACUUUGGAUCAUUUGUUUAGAGAAUGCCACUAUGCUUCGUCGUUUUGGGAUUCCAUUUCACCUUAUUCCAGCACCUCUCAUAACCAAAAUCUUGACUUUAAAAGUUGGAUUAAAUCCAACGUUUGCUGGAAGAACCCUAAUAAUAUUCCUUCUACAUGGCCUACUUUUUUUUCUUAUGCUAUCUGGUCCAUAUGGUAUUCUAGAAAUCAACUUGUGCAUGACAAAAGACAGAUCCCUAUUAUGGAACUUAAGCGCACUACCUUAGACAAAGCUCAGGAAUUCAUUGGAAACAACCUUAACUGUGCUGAACCUAAACCCAAGAACACCAUUUCUGUUGGUUGGGUUCCCCCCUCUUCUGGGUUUGUCAAACUUAAUAGUGAUGGAUCUGCCCUUGGAAAUCCAGGCAUGGCUGGAGCUGGGGGUCUUCUUCGGGAUCACUUAGGCAGGUGGAUUAUUGGGUUUUCACGGAAUAUUGGAUGGACUACUAGCAUUGCUGCUGAGUUAUGGGCCAUCAGAGAUGGUUUGGAAGUUGCUAUCUCCAAAGGGUUAUCUAAAAUUAUUGUUGAAAUCGACUCAAAAAUUGCUACUAUCCUUAUCGAGUCUGCUGAUAUUUCUCUUCACUCACUUGGCAUCCUUAUCUCUGAUUGCAGAUCACUUCUGGGACGUUUUGCUGAUGCUCAGAUAUCCCAUAUUUAUAGGGAAGCUAACACGGCUGCUGACUUCAUGGCUAAGCUUGGAACUUCCUCUGCCAUGAAUUUUGUUUUGUAUGAUGGGAGCCCUCCUGGGAUCUCUUCCUUUUUGUAUCAUGACUGUAUUGGGACUGUGUUCCCAAGAAUUGCUGUAGCCGUUUAAUCCUUAAUAUAUUUCAUAUCUCUAU